UGUCACGGAUUCUCAGAGUUCCAGUGUUAUGUUGCAAUUUUGAUUACUGUUUUUAAGCUAAAAGCUGCUGAGGUGAAAAAAAAACUCUUAUUCUGCUCUAUCCCUGAGCUGGGAUGAGCUUUGAAGACCCGAGUUCUUAAAGCUUGAGUCUUAUGGACUUGCUCAUAAGAGCUAACAAAGAGCUCGAGACGUUAAUGUCCUGAACCCUUAUUAGAGCUCAAACCUUCAAUGCUCGAGUCUUAGAGUUCAAGUCAUCAAGGCUAGUCUUCUAACAACACUAUUUACAAGACUGGUUUAAAUGAACUUGUCCUUAAGUGUUAAUUUGUUAAAUACUUCAAAACGUGGCCUUCACUAGUCAGUCGGCGAUUGGUUCUUGAAUUAAAUAGACAAAUAUUCUGAAAUAAAUAAUAUUUUGAAUAUUUUUCAACAUGAGCGUAACCGUUAUUGAGAAGUUACCGGUACUUGGCUUUUUUAAAGUGAAGCCCGAUCAAUUAUAUGAAGUGAGAAAAUUGUUUAAUUUGGAGAAACCUGAAAGGAUAAAGGAAGCCAUACAGUUACUGAAAGAUUGGUUGGAAAAGCAGGACUAUUUCAACAUGAAGGAUUAUCCUGACGAAUACUUGGAAAGGCUUUUAAUUCUCAACAAAGGGUCGGUGGAGCGCGCCAAAUCAUGCUUCGAUAAGUUAUGUACGUUUAGAACGAUUUGGCCUCAGUACUUCACCGCAGUUGACAUCAAUUCCUUCAGAGAAUAUUUUAAAGUAUUUAAUAGCAUAGCACUGCCGGGCGUGACACCCGAGUAUGCCAGAGUAAACUUAUUUAAAAUAAACAGCAAUGUACCAUUGGGUGCCGAACUUAUCAAGGAAUACAUCAAGUACUCAAUUAUUCUAUGCGAGUACAUGAAAAAGUACGAUUAUCCAAAUGGAUUUGUUAUUAUGUUAGAUUACCGAGAUGUUAACCUGUUAGAUUUGCUCGCAAUUCUAAGCCCUUCCCAACUUCAGCAGAUGGUACAUUUGUACAUGGGAGGAUUUGGGAUGCGAAUUCAGGGUGUUCAUCUAAUAACGAAAUCGAAGGUAUCAGAUGCACUAGUGUCGCUCGCAAAGCAAGUGGUGAGCAAGAAACUCGCAGACAGGGUGCACGUUCAUCGGAGCUUGGAAACACUAUAUGACUUCAUUCCUAAAAAGAUCUUGCCGGCAGAAUACGGUGGUGAUGGCGAGCCUUUUGAUGUAAUGAUGGAAAAUUUCUUGAAGGAGCUCGGUUCCAAGGAGCAUAUAGAAUACAUGAAGGAGACCCAAAAAGCGACGGUUGACCUGUCCAAAAAGCCAAAAGAUGGCUCCAUGGACGACUACAUGGGUAUAUCAGGUUCCUUUAGGACUUUGAGCGUCGACUAAGGGUGCAAACUGAGUGGACGCUCCAGUGGCGGCAACGAGUGGGGCGUUUGAAAAACAUGCAAACAUAUGCGAGUGGCCUCAUAGCACGCUGCUCAAAUACCUUGGAUGCUCGACGCAACGCUGCUCGUGCCACCAUAUCGCCGCUGGUCGCUCGCCACGGAUAUUUUAAUAACUUAUUUAGACAAUUUUGAAAGAUCCGUGACAUGCUCAGCAGUUCACAUAGAACCUGUUCGAACUAUAGAAAAAACAUCUUUUAAGAUCAGGUUUAAUCAUAAAAUAUAAAAAUCACUCCACACCUAACAGAUUCAUAUAUAUCAUAUCAUUAUUCGUUAGAUAUUUUAUCAGUAAAAUAUAAGAACAGAUGAGAUGAGAUGAGAUGAGAUGAGAUAGAGGGUUCUUUAAUAAUGAUUUCCAAUAGCUAGGAAGAACAAUGUAAAAACUAGUUAAAGAAAUGAAAAUAAACACAAUAUGAUUAUGAUAUAUUUGUGAUAAAUUCAGGAUUAUUUAAAUAGGACGGUUCAAAUGAUUGUAUUUAUUUGUUAUAUUUAGAUGAAUUGCAUUGUAACUAUAUGAAUUAUUUUAAAUAACUAAACACAAUAAAUUCUUUAAAUUCAGAAGCAUAACGAGUAAAAUUAUUUUCGACAAACCAUAAAAUACCUAUAAGUUAAUGGUUACUACACGAUUUCGAGAAGACUAAAUACUUCUCUGUUACAUUUUUUGAUUUUUUAAAUCAAGGUAUUCUACGAAAUUAAAUGAUGAUAAAUAUUUUUUUUACACGAUUUUAGGUAAAAUAGUCUUAAAAUAAUCUGAAACUAAUUCAAUAUGUAAUAAUCAAUUUAUUAAGAGCCCACUGUGUGUCACUGCUGGGUAAAGACAAAGAGCGACCCUUUCUUUUUCCACUCUUCGAUUUGGUGCAAAUUUUGGCCAGUCUCUCAAAAAAAAGUCUAAGUUAUCCCGACAUCGCCGACGAGGUCUGCCAUGCCGACUCCUCGGCUCGACUUGUGGGGCUUCAGGAGCCGGAUCUGUUCCGUGUUCAUUGUAACUCACAAUCUCAUCCGGCAUUCGGCAUUGCGGCAGACAUACGGCCUGAUUUGGACUUUAAAUAAAUAUUAAAUAAAGAUUAUAGGACAUUAUUACACAAAUUGACUAAGUCCCACAGUAAGCUCAAUAAGGCUUGUGUUGUAGGUACCUAGACAACGAUAUAUAUAAUAUAUAAUUAUAAAUACUUAAAUACAUAGAAAACACCCAUGACUCAGAAACAAAUAUCCGUGUUCAUCACACAAAUAUUAUGCUCUUACCAGGAUUUGAACCCGGGACCAUCAGCUUCAUAGGCAGGGUCACUACCCACUAGGCCAGACUGGUCGUCAAAUAUCGUAACGUCAAAUAUUAGGUGUAUGUAGAUAAAUGUUUUUCUUCGAAGAAACGUUAUUUCAGCUUGUUUUAAAAUGACAGCGUAGCUUAGAUUGCAUGGAAGCGGCAUAAGUUAACAACAUAAUUAUAUCGUAGGUAUUUAACAGAUGAACUUUAUAUUUCACGCAAUUAUUUUAAUUUAAAUGAUCCGUAUGCUGCCAUUGCCGCCAACCUGUUUUAUUGCACGUGGAAUGAUUUUGCACUGCACCAUAUCUAAAUGACACAAUACAAGUCAUUUAAAUUUAAAAACAAGACAAGUAACUAUAAAAAUAAACUAUAAAA
Molecule: messenger RNA, 3077 nt
Organism: Cydia pomonella (codling moth)
Lineage: Eukaryota; Metazoa; Arthropoda; Insecta; Lepidoptera; Tortricidae
Product: alpha-tocopherol transfer protein-like
Exons: 6
Coding region: 429-1385 (318 amino acids)
Cellular component (GO): membrane
Molecular function (GO): phosphatidylinositol bisphosphate binding
Source: RefSeq, a predicted model, not a curated record